UGUAUUUGUUAUGUAUUUGUCUCUCCAGAUAUUAUAUAUGUGAAAAAAGUGCAAGAUAAAAAUAGUUUUAAACGAUAUAAAAUUCAGUGAUAGAUAAUGUGUUUUCUAGAUGAGAUAAAGACUAUAAACUUCCUUUGAUAUUAAUAAAAAAAAAAGAAACAAAAAUGAAUUAAUUAUUAAAUAAAAAAAAAUACUGUUGAGAAGAAUAUUUUUAAUAUAUUAUUUUUUUUUUAUAAAUCAAGGAUAUCAAGUAUAUAUAUAAAACUUGUACUUCGAAUGGCAAUACUUAAACAUUGCGCGAGUGUGUUCGCGCCUCUACAUAUAUUUGUUUCGGGAAAUAUAAAUACUGAAUUGUAUGUAUUCUACAAUUCAUGUGUGUUGAUGUACGUACAGUGAGAAUCUGUCAAAAAGUGUGAGUAAAAAAUUUUGUUGAAAUGAAGAGUUACUGUUGGCGCAAUUCAAGAUUAUUAGAUGGAAUAAAAGAGAAUAAAGAUAAAGUCUGGCCAGAAAUACAGUCGAAAAAUCAAAAACAACGCAAAUAUGAUUCUGAGACGCGCGAUCAACAUCAUCAUCAUCAUCAGUCAUUGGAAAAUUCAUUAAUUGGAAAUAAUUCAUUAGCUGAUAAUUUAAUUGACAAUAUUAAUUGUCAUCAAUUGGAAAGAAAUUUAAAUUAUUGUGAUUUUCCUGAAUUGGGAAAAAUUAUGUCGAGACGAAAAAAUGAUUUUAGAAAGGAUCCUGAUGCAAUUGUUGCUGAUGAUGUUAUCAUUACUAUUAAAGAGGAAGGUGAAGAUAAAUUAAAAACAAGAAAAUACAUUAAAAGAUCCGAAAGAACAAAUUUAUUUCGGAUUAAUAUUCAACAAGUUUUGGAGAAUCAAAGAAGCCUGAAAAAUUCUCUCGCUGAAAAGAAAAUAAAAUGCUGUGAUCGAAUUGUCGAAACGAAGGGUAAUAAAAUUUAUUUAUCAAAGGCAAAAAGACCCACAAAAUUAAAACAAUUAAUUAUCAAUGAACGAGAGAAGAAAAAAGAAUUGCGACAACAAAAUUAUGAGCCAUUAAUUGUAAUUUCUCAUGAACAAUUGAAUAUAGAAAAUUUGAAAAUUGUAUCAGAUCCUAAUUUAGAUCUCGAUUAUGGAAGAACAUUAUCAGGAUUAAAUCUUGUUGGCAAUGAAUAUAGAGAGCCAAAAAAUGAUUUUCUAAUUGAUAAGAUUGUGGAAAAUCGUAAAGACAUUACCCAAAGAUUAGAAAAUUUAUUAAUUAAUACAAAUGAAGAAACAAAUGUGAUUAAUGAUGAUUUAAGAAAUGAUAUUUCAAAUAUAGAAAUCAAUGAAAUUAAUACUCAAAAUAUUAUUGUAAAUGAUGUUAAUAGAGUUCUCAUUUUAAAUAAUGAAGAAAUUUUUCAAAAUCCUGCCUUUCUAACUUUUAGGGAUAAUACAAAAAAUCUUCGAUAUUCUAAAAAAUUUAGAGAAUACUGCACUAAUAUGAUUUCAUCAUCUUUGAAUAAGAAAUUAGAAAUUUUUAUUUCUGAAUUAUUUAGGCUGCAAAAAAAAUUGUAUGAAAGAAAUAAUAUUAAAGGCAAAUAUAAACGAAGAUUUUACACAGGAUUUAAUGAAGUUGAGAAGCAUAUUAAUUUGAAAAAAAUUAAAUUUGUAAUCAUUGUACCUGAUCUUGAAAAGGUGGAAAUUGAGGGAGGUUUAGACGAUAUUGUAAAUAAAUUAAUUGGAUCAUGUAGAAAACAAAGCAUUCCAAUAUGUUUCGGUCUUUCUAGAAGAAAAUUAGGAUAUUUAACACAUAGAAAGGGAAUGGUUAGUUGUAUUGGCGUCUCCAAUUUUAGUAGUAUUGAGGAAAAACUUGAAAUAGUUUUGAACAGUUUGGUGGAGGCAAUAAAUGAAUUUCGAACAUUAAUAGGCGAAUUGAAUAAAUUGAUAGACGUCAAAAAAAUAAUGGAUGACGAUCUCCUACUUUCUGAGCGGAUAAAAAUUCUUUUAAAAAUUCUAACACCAACAACAUAAAAAUAUUAAAAAACAAUUCUCGCUUUUUUUUGUAAUGAAACUAUAUGUACUAUAAGCAGCAAAACCGUCCAAGUAAGAAUGUAAUUUUUUACAUUAAAAAUUUUUAUAUAUAUCAUAAAUAA
Messenger RNA from Leptopilina boulardi, 2128 nucleotides. RefSeq names its product selenocysteine insertion sequence-binding protein 2-like. The record is from RefSeq and is a predicted model, not a curated record. The transcript has 5 exons. Gene Ontology annotation, molecular function: selenocysteine insertion sequence binding; mRNA 3'-UTR binding; ribonucleoprotein complex binding. Gene Ontology annotation, cellular component: ribonucleoprotein complex. The coding region runs from base 435 to 2006 and encodes 523 amino acids. NCBI's taxonomy places the organism in Eukaryota, Metazoa, Arthropoda, Insecta, Hymenoptera, Figitidae. Gene Ontology annotation, biological process: selenocysteine incorporation.